AGUAACAUUAAUUAACAGACCAUCUCAUUUCUCUCUCUUUUCUCUCUCUCUCUCUCUCUCUCACAAAGACUUUUUGUAGUAGUAGCAGAAAUUUCAAAACUCUCAAUUUCUUCGUUAUCUUCUUUCAGAUCUGAGAAACCGAUCUCUAGUGUUUCUAUUCGCUUCGAUUCGGAGCUCCAAUAGCUUAAACCAAAAAAUGGCGAAGCCGAGGUACUCGCGGCUACCAGGUCGGAAACCGCCGUCGCCGUCGUCGUCGUCGACAAUGAUGUUGACCAUGCUCAUCAUGUGCACCUUCGUCAUUCUCAUUCUCCUUGCCCUAGGGAUCCUCUCGAUUCCAAGCGCUUCCGAUUCGCCUAAGGCCAACGAUCUCAGCUCCAUUGUACACAACACCGUCCACGAUGUUGUAGAGGAAGGGAGACCAGAGCAGUGGGUUGAAGUGAUCUCUUGGGAGCCUAGAGCUUUUGUUUACCACAAUUUCUUGACCCAGGAGGAAUGUGAAUAUCUAAUCAGUCUUGCGAAGCCUAACAUGCAAAAGUCAACAGUUGUGGAUAGUGCAACUGGAAAGAGUAGAGAUAGCAGGGUUCGUACAAGCUCUGGAACAUUUCUGGCAAGAGGACGUGAUAAGAUUAUUAGGAACAUUGAGAAAAAGAUUGCUGAUUUCACCUUUUUACCUAUGGAUCACGGGGAAGGGGUUCAAGUGCUCCACUACGAAGUUGGACAAAAAUAUGAGCCUCACUUUGACUACUUCCUUGAUGAGUUCAACACUAAAAAUGGGGGUCAGCGUAUGGCUACAGUUCUUAUGUAUCUCUCAGACGUUGAAGAAGGGGGUGAGACAGUGUUUCCUUCGGCCAAGGGGAAUAUUAGCGCGGUGCCUUGGUGGAACGAGCUAUCUGAUUGUGGAAAAGAAGGACUUUCUGUUAAACCAAAGAUGGGUGAUGCUUUGCUUUUCUGGAGCAUGAAGCCUGAUGCUAGUCUAGAUCCAUCAAGUUUGCACGGUGGUUGCCCUGUGAUCAAGGGGAACAAGUGGUCAGCUACAAAAUGGGUGCGUGUAAAUGAGUACAAGAUUUGAGCUACUGUGUUAAAGGUUUAAAUGAGUUCUCAUCUCAUUGUUGUACUUUUAUCUCUCGGUCAGAGCUCCAGCGCUAUUGGGCUUAAAAGUCUCGUAUGUAACCUUGUAUACCAGCUCGAUGCCUUCAUGCUAUAAAUUUGCCAUAAUUUUGAUGUAGUUCCACCUUUUGCUAACUUGCAUUUUUUUGCUUGUGAGCCCUUUAGAUUCUUAUGACCACCGAUAUAAUAAAAAAUUAAAAUGUUUAUGGGUGUUUAAAUCAUCAAUAGGUUUAGAACAUUUGUUGAUAAGAAACGUGCCCUUUGUGAAACAGAAUAUUACAAUCAAUGAAAGAUAAUGUGCUUUCUUUUAUA
This is a messenger RNA of Quercus lobata, 1419 nucleotides long. RefSeq names its product probable prolyl 4-hydroxylase 10. Gene Ontology annotation, biological process: peptidyl-proline hydroxylation to 4-hydroxy-L-proline. Gene Ontology annotation, cellular component: endoplasmic reticulum. Lineage: Eukaryota; Viridiplantae; Streptophyta; Magnoliopsida; Fagales; Fagaceae. The coding region runs from base 197 to 1069 and encodes 290 amino acids. Gene Ontology annotation, molecular function: procollagen-proline 4-dioxygenase activity; L-ascorbic acid binding; iron ion binding. The record is from RefSeq and is a predicted model, not a curated record. The transcript is spliced from 8 exons.